AUGCUUCUAGCUUUUUCAGCCGCUUCACAAGCCGCACCAGCUUGGUUCCAUGUAGAUAGGAAGGGGCCAGAGUGUCUGAACAGGUGGCAUCCCAUACCAGCACCCGGCCCAUUCCAUGGAAUCAAACUCAUACCGUCUCUUGCAAUACCAGUCGGCUCACUACCUCUACCAUCGAGAAACCUGGACUAUUAUGGAAACCUAGCUUCGUAUCUAUACAGCUCCUGGGAUAGCGACUCCGAUGAGGAUCUGCCUACAUCACCGGCUCCAAGUAAGAAGAAAAAGAAAAAAGUAGUUGAAAACAAACCCCGUAAUUUACCGUGUCUGUAUCACGAUGCCCACGUCAGUCCGUCAUCAGCGUACUUUGUGCUGGAGUGUCUUGGACCUGGUGUACCCACUUCAGGUCUCUAUAAAACUGCUUUGCCUGAACCAAGGCUCAUCAUGCAUUUGGAGAAUAAUACAUCUGUUAAGGAACGACUUCCAGGCAUAGCUUUACCAACGCCUAGAACGUUCUCAGUUCAGCUUUCAAGCGGUCACGCGGCGCGGGUGAGGCUGUUACUGCCUCCGGGGCUAAGAGAAGAUGAGGUCACGAAGUACCCUCUGGUGCUUAAAGUGGACCAUACUGCUAACUUCGCCAAAAAAGAAACUGCCAAACUGGUGAUGCUUCUCAAGGAUUACACAGUCGUAACCUGCAAACAACUGAUCACUGCAGCAAUCUACAAAAAGAUGCAGCAGCUGGAAAUCUCUGUGUCUCUCAACUCAGAUGGGUCUAGACACCGAAGUGUUAAAUUUAAUAUACAUUUAAUGAAGGUGUAGGCACAUUUUUAUAUUUAUUCUUGUAUAGCUGUGUCCUACAACAAAAGGAAAAAAUCUUUUAACCCUUUGGAAACAAGGAAGCGGAU
Pieris napi is the source of this 899-nucleotide messenger RNA. Its product is annotated as venom dipeptidyl peptidase 4-like. The record is from RefSeq and is a predicted model, not a curated record. Lineage: Eukaryota; Metazoa; Arthropoda; Insecta; Lepidoptera; Pieridae. Gene Ontology annotation, molecular function: dipeptidyl-peptidase activity. Bases 1 to 813 code for a protein of 270 amino acids. The transcript has 5 exons.